Erinaceus europaeus (western European hedgehog) is the source of this 4589-nucleotide messenger RNA. RefSeq names its product histamine receptor H2 (gene HRH2). Gene Ontology annotation, biological process: G protein-coupled receptor signaling pathway, coupled to cyclic nucleotide second messenger; gastric acid secretion; chemical synaptic transmission. The coding region runs from base 395 to 1657 and encodes 420 amino acids. Gene Ontology annotation, molecular function: neurotransmitter receptor activity; G protein-coupled serotonin receptor activity; histamine receptor activity. NCBI's taxonomy places the organism in Eukaryota, Metazoa, Chordata, Mammalia, Eulipotyphla, Erinaceidae. The record is from RefSeq and is a predicted model, not a curated record. The transcript is spliced from 3 exons. Gene Ontology annotation, cellular component: membrane; dendrite.
UCUCUUUUCCCAUUCCACCAGCUAUGUUACUCCUGCGCCCCAGGAAGGGGCUCAAGCCACGCCAGCUGGCUCCAGUGACCUGACUGGUCUGUAGCAGCCAGGCCUGGAUUACAGCCUCAGGAGCUGUGAGCUCUUUUCCCACCGGCGAUGGAGAAGCAGGUCGGAGCUCCCCGCCUCACCUGCCACCUCCAGCCUUCUCCAACCUCUCUGCCGCCGGACACCAGGAUCUCCGUGCAGAACCCGGGGUGCCUGGAGCGGCCUCGGACCCCUCCGCCCACCGCAACCCUCCCCGGCCACCUCCAACGAGUCUCUUUCUAGAGACACCUGUGCCAACCUGGGCCGGGUAGCCCCCCGGUCCAGCCGCUGCCCCGGGGCCCCCGAGGGAGGCAGGAGCAUGGCUUCCAAUGGCACGGACUGCGUGGGCUCCACCACCCUGAGGGCCACGGUGAGCGUGGUGCUGACGGCGCUGAUGCUGGUGACGGUGGCGGGCAACGUGGUGGUGUGUCUGGCCGUGGGGCUGGACCGCCGUCUGCGCAGCCUCACCAACUGCUUCAUUGUGUCCCUGGCGGUGACCGACCUGCUGCUGGGUCUGCUGGUGCUGCCCUUCUCGGCGCUGCACCAGCUCACCUGCGAGUGGCACCUGGGCCGCGCCUUCUGCGACGUCUACACCAGCCUGGACGUGAUGCUGUGCACAGCGUCCAUCCUGCACCUGGUGGCCAUCAGCCUGGACCGUUACUGCGCCGUGACGGCGCCCCUGCGCUACCCCGUGCUGGUCACCCCGGGCCGCGUGGGGCUGGCGCUGGCUCUCAUCUGGGUCGUGUCCAUCACGCUGUCCUUCCUGGCCAUCCACCUGGGCUGGAACAGCCGGGCCGCGGCCGAGGACGCGGGGCCCCCGCCGGUCGAGUGCAAGGUGCAGGUGAACCCCGUGUACGGGCUGGUGGACGGGCUGCUCACCUUCUACCUGCCGCUGCUGGUGCUCUGUGCCACCUACUACCGCGUCUUCAGGAUCGCCCGCGAGCAGGCCCGGCGGAUCCACCGUUCCGGGGGCCCCUGGCGGACGGCGCCGGCCGCCUCCCGGGAGCACAAGGCCACAGUGACGUUGGCGGCCGUGGUGGGCGCCUUCGUGGUGUGCUGGCUGCCCUACUUCACCGUCUUCGUGUACCGUGGGCUGCGGGGCGACCAGGCCGUGAACCCCGCCUUCGAGGCCGUGGUGCUGUGGCUGGGCUAUGCCAACUCGGCGCUCAACCCCGUGCUCUACGCCGCCCUCAACCGCGACUUCCGAGAGGCCUACCGCCGCCUGCUGCGCUGCCCACCCGGCCGCCCGGCCCCCCUGCCCGCCCGCAGCUCCCGGAAUGAGACCCGGAGGAGGCUCGGUGGCCAGGCCCGGCCACGGCAGCAGCCCGAGGAGCGGCCCCUGAGGCUCCAGGUGUGGGGCGGGGGCGAGGGCUCGGUCCCCCCGGGAGCCCCCGACAGGAAGCCAGCACUGUUCUGCAGUGGCUGCUCCAGUGACCUUCUGAGCUGCUGCAAGAGCCUGUGGGGGCUGGGCUUCCUCCAGAGACCUUCAGUGCCCCCUCCAGAGGAGCAGCCGCUGCCAGAGGAGGCUCCCAGGACUCCAGGCCAGAAAGCCAUGAGGAUGCUGCCCCCUGAGGCUGUGUAGAUUCGGUCCUGUGGGACCCCGGAGACCCUACUCCCGGAACCAAGAGCUACUGCCUGGAGCCACUGAGGACCCCUCAGUGCACGGGGGUUGGGGGCUUGGGCCUGGGCUCAGCCCAGACAGCCCUCAGAAGCCCUCGGACCUGGGUCUUCUGACCCCCCCCAUGGUCCAGAGGGGCUCACGUCGGUGCUGGCCCUUACAUGCGACCAGAGAAGGUGGGACCACAGGGACCGUGCGUGUGUGUGAAUGUGUGUGUGUGUGUGUGUGAAUGUGUGUGUGAGUGUGUGUGAAUGUGUGUGUGAGUGUGUGUGUGAGUGUGUGUGUGUGAGUAUGUGUGUGUGAGUGUGUCUGUGUGUGUGUCUGUGUGUGAGUGUGUGUGUGUGAGUGUGUGUGUGAGUGUGUGUGUGAAUGUGAGUGUGUGUGUGUGUGUGAGUGUGUAUGUGAGUGUGUGUGAGUGUGUGUGAGUGUGUGUGUGAGAGUGUGUGUGUAUGUGUGUGAGUGUCUGUGUGUGAGUGUGUGUAAGUGUGUGUGUGAGUGUGUGUGUGUGUGAAUGUGAGUGUGUGUGUGUAAGUGUGUGUGUGUUUGAGUGUGUGUGUGAGUGUGUGUGUGUGUAUUUGUGUGUGAGUGUGUGUGAGUGUGUGUGUGUGUGUAUUUGUGUGUGUGUGUGUUUGUGUGUGUGUUUGUGUACGUGUGCGUGUGUGUGAGUGUGUGUGUGUGUGUGUGAGAGAGUGUGUGUGUGAGUGUGUUUAUGUGUGUGUGUGAGUGUGUGUUUGUGUGUGUGUGCAUGUGCGUGUGCGUGUGUGUGUGUGAAGAGACUGUGAUACAAGUGUCAGCCCCCACCCGGGGUCUGGAGGGGUGGGGUGGGGGAACAAGCAAAGGAACAUGUAGGGGACACCCCCUGGGGGCACUGAAUCCCCAUCACCCACAUGGUAACAAGGGUGGAAACUGAGGUGGAGUGGUUGGUACCGCCCAUGGUCAUACGUCUGCACAGCAGCCUGCCAGUAGGAGGCACAUGAGCAAAGUCCUUGAAUGAGUGAAUGAAUGAGUGAAUGAGUGAGUGAGUGAGUGAGUGAAUGAAUGAGUGACUGAGUGAGUGAGUGAGCUAGCGAGUGAGUGAGUGAGUGAAUCAACCUGUAAGAAAAUGAACAGAAAUCACUGAGGGAACAAAGGGAGGAAGGAAGGAAUAGGUGGGGUGGAGAAGAUAGCACAGUGGUUCUGCAAGCCUCUCCUGCCUGAGCCUCCAAGGUCCCAGGUUCAAUCCCCAGCACCACCAUAAGCCAGAGCUGAGCAGGGCUCUGAGAAAGAAAAGAAAGGAAGAAAGGAGGACCUAGGCAGGAGAGUUGAGUGUUUUGUAGAAAACUGAGACGUUUUACACAUGUAUCCAUAACUGUCUUUACUGUUGACUGUAAACCAUUACUCUCCCCAAUAAAGAGAGAGAAAGGGAGAAAAGAUGAAGGAAGGAAAUAAAAGGGGGGAAGGAAAAAUAAAGAAGAAAAAGAAAUGAGUGAGUAAAUGGACCAGUAAAUAAGUACACAGGUGAAUGAGGGAUGAAGAAACGAGUGAAUGAAUGUGUGAGUGAAUGAACAAGUGAGCAGGGCCAGGAGAGUCCCUGCUCCUGACAACACACUACCUGCCUCUCUCACUGAGUAGAGGACAACCACGGCCUCCACUCAGUGCCCCCCAGCCAGAGCCAGGGUCCCCUCCGCUCAUGGCCCUCUCUGGUGCCUUUGGUCAGCUGCAAGUGACCGGGAUGCUCUUGACAUGGGGAGGUAAGACUGGGGGAGCCCCACAGUGCCCUCUGCUGGGCGCAAGACCCUGGGCCAUGCCAGUGACCUUGAGCUGGGUGAGUGCCCCUGUUCCAUGAACAGGGAAGGGCCCCCAGAAGGGGGCAUCCUGGCUGACCAGUUGCUCCCUGAGUCCAGUCCCCUCCCCCUUGAGAGCCAAGACUCCUUCCUGGCUUCCCUUCCAGCCCCCCAAGCCCUUCAGCCUCUCUUAGAGCUUUCUGGGGACAUUUGGGGAUCCCCCUCCACAUGCCACCAAGCCUUCUUUUCCUGUUUCCUUUCUCUCUCUGGGUGUACCCUCACCUGCACCCCCUGAGACGUGGGGGAGGGGUGUUGCUCAGAACCCACUGCAGUCUGCACCACAGCCCUGCCUGGCUGUUUCCUCUGCACCCACACUCUGAGCCUGCUCCCUCUUCCCACAGGCCCCCUCACAGGGCUCCUGCCACCCCACACCACCUACAUGUCCCCAUGGCCCCAUUGUCACCAGUAUCCCUCUGGCCCACCAUGGAAAAGGUUAGGCAUAAACCACGGGGACCCAUUUUUCACCUGACCCAGGCAGAUAGGGCUCCUUUGAGUUCUAGAAUGUUUUUCCUGCCUUUUGGGCCACAGGACUGAGAAAGAGAGAGAGAGAGUCUGACUGACUUCUCCCUGGAGGCAGCUGGUCCCGGAUCCCUCUCUGGUCCUAGAAGCUGCCCGCUUACUGGUACACUGAAGGCCUCACACCCCAGCCCACCCCAGCCCUUGGGGAUGUGCAGACUUUUAGCAGAUUCCUUCUAGAAGUUCCAGGACCUAUUUUCCACCAGGCCUCUGAGGCAGGUGGAUCUCAGGGUUGGAUGGGGCCUCCUUCCAGUCUGCCUGGCAGCCACCUCUACCCUUCUGAACGUUUCCUGCAGCCUCCUUGGGGCAACAGAAGGAGGGUGUGUGCCUAGUGGGGGAGCAUCCGCAGUGUCCCCCAUCCAGGUCCCGUGUGUCCCAAUAAAGCAUGAAAACAGGUGCUGCCUGGGACUCCGGCUCUCACUUCCUGGUGCCAAAGGAAAAAAAAAAAAUGCUCCCAGACUUUGCCCGGCGACUGCAGCAUCUCAAUUUAGAAGCCGAGUGAUACCAGCCAGAAGCUGCCUUCAAAGGGGGAAGAAAACUCCGUUUCUGCUUAAAAA